Dryobates pubescens (Downy woodpecker) is the source of this 1081-nucleotide messenger RNA. It is a transcript of the gene RDH5, whose product is annotated as retinol dehydrogenase 5. The record is from RefSeq and is a predicted model, not a curated record. The transcript is spliced from 5 exons. Lineage: Eukaryota; Metazoa; Chordata; Aves; Piciformes; Picidae. The coding region runs from base 99 to 1058 and encodes 319 amino acids.
CCCCCCCCUAGGGCUCACUCAGCCUCUGCCACCGAGGCCACAGCAGCUCCUGGAGCCCUCCCGAGCCCCCUCCCCUGCCUGCCCCCUGCCCGGGCAGCAUGUGGCUGCCGCUGGCGCUGCUGGCGCUGCUGUGGGCGCUGGGCUGGGCGCUGCGGGACCGGCGCCGCCUGCCCUCCGUGAAGGACAAACACAUCCUCAUCACCGGCUGCGACAGCGGCUUCGGCAACCUCCUGGCCCGGCGGCUCGCCCGCAGGGGCUACCGGGUGCUGGCCGCCUGCCUGACCCAGAAAGGGGCAGAGGCGCUGGAGAGAAGCUGCGCAGGGCACCUCCAGACCACCCUGCUCGAUGUCACCAGCAGCGAAAGCAUUCGCAGGGCGGCGGAGUGGGUGCGGGCUGAGGUGGGGGAGAAAGGUCUCUUCGGGCUGGUGAACAACGCCGGCGUCGCCAACCCGAUCGGCCCCACGGAGUGGAUGGCAGUGGAGCACUACCGGCAGGUGCUGGACGUCAACGCCCUGGGGGCCAUCGAGGUGACCCUGGCACUGCUGCCCCUGCUGAAGCGGGCACGGGGCAGGGUGGUCAACACCUCCAGCGUCCUGGGCAGGCUCUCUGCCAACGGCGGCGGCUACUGCAUCUCCAAGUACUGCGUGGAGGCCUUCUCCGACAGCCUGCGGCGUGACAUGUACCACUUUGGGGUCAAGGUGAGCAUCGUGGAGCCUGGCUUCUUCAAGACAGCUGUGACCAACCUGGAGAGCAUUGAGGCCUCCCUGCGCCAGCUCUGGGACCGGCUGGCACCGGAGACCAGGCUGAGCUACGGCGAGGACUUCUUCCACAAGUACCUGAAGGUGCAGAGGCUGAUCAUGACCCUGCUGUGCGACGCUGACCUGACCAAGGUCACCUGGUGCAUGGAGCACGCCCUGGCUGCUCGCCACCCCCGUGCCCGCUACAGCGCCGGCUGGGAUGCCAAGCUGCUCUGGCUGCCAGCCUCCUACCUGCCCUCCUGCCUGGUGGACUUUGCCCUGGCCACCAUCCUGCCCAAGCCUGCCCACCGGGUCCGCUAGGUGCCCACGAGGUGCCCCCCGUG